This is a messenger RNA of Ooceraea biroi (clonal raider ant), 4182 nucleotides long. It is a transcript of the gene FER, whose product is annotated as tyrosine-protein kinase Fer. The record is from RefSeq and is a predicted model, not a curated record. Lineage: Eukaryota; Metazoa; Arthropoda; Insecta; Hymenoptera; Formicidae. Gene Ontology annotation, molecular function: ATP binding; non-membrane spanning protein tyrosine kinase activity. Gene Ontology annotation, biological process: peptidyl-tyrosine phosphorylation.
GCCCUUGCUCGACAUCAUCGUGUGUUGUACUCAAUGGCGGUAUUUCUCUGGUAAGAGUGAAUUUUUCUGCAAAUUUUCGGAGACUCGGCUAUAAAUAUAAAUGUUGAUCUCAGAAUUGUGCGAGCGCGCGAGGACGCGCCGGAGUUGAGUCGAGUGGCACUCGUAUCAUCGUCAUGAUGACGAUGGUGCUCAUGUAACAGUCUCAGAUACGCCGUCGUCGUCGUUUAACGUGCCCGAGGGGAGCCUUUUGGCUAAAUGUCAGGGUACCCGUUCUUAUGCCAGCUGCAGAAUAUCCUACUCCGAUGAGCCGCCGUUGAGCGCACGUUGCUACUAGUUUGCACGUUCGCGGUUAACAAGGAUGGGCUUCUCCACGAGCCUGCAGGGUCAGGCAUCGCACGAGGCGCUGCUGGCUAGGCAGGAUGCCGAGAUCAAGCUCCUGGAGACGAUGCGCAGGUGCAUCACGACGAAGGUCAAGUCCGACCGGGAGUAUGCCUCUACCAUUUCCUCGCUCACCUCGCAAGGGAAGAAGAUUGAGCGCAACGAGGAGCUCGUUGGCAGUCUCAUAUUGCAGAGCUGGAGAGACAUAAUGGACUCGAUUGAUCAGACGGCGAAGCUAAUUAAGCAGCAAGCGGAUUCUAUUGAGAAUAUAGUUGUUGAGCAAUUAAGUAUGUUAUAUUCGGAGAGAAGAAGAGCCAGGAAGCUCUAUCAAGAGGAGCAGACCUGGCUGAACAAUCAGUUUCAGCAGUUGACAGAUGAUGUGACUAGGAAAAAAAUGGAAUAUCAGAAGAAUCUGGAGGUGUAUAAAUUAAUGAGGUCGCGAUUCGAAGAGUAUUAUGUUAAGUCUGGUAGGGGAGGUCGCAAGUUAGAUGAAGUGAGAGAAAAGUAUCAGAAAGCAUGCAGGAAGCUGCAUCUGACACACAAUGAAUAUGUACUACUGCUGGGUGCAGUGACGGAAUGCGAACAUGAUUUGAGAACUUGUUACUUGCCAAGUUUGCUUCAUCGGCAACAAGCUAUUCACCAAGAAUUUAUAACUUCAUGGAAAGGAAUACUUCAGGAUAUUGUAAAAUACUCAGAUUUUACAACAGAGAAAUUUCUGGAGAUCCAUGUACGAGUGCAAAAGGUAGUCGAUGGUGUCAAGCCUAUCGAAGAAUAUAGAGAUUUCAUUGGAAAGCACAAGACGAGGCCAGCAUCUCCAAUCAGAUUCACAUUUGAUGAGAAUCUUGUGGACGACACUUCAGGGAAAUUAUCACCAAAUAAGCUAACUGUAGAUAAUUUAACCAUAGAUUGGCUAAGAGGUCGUCUCACGGAGCUUGAGACUUCUCUCAAAACUACACAACAAAAUCGACAGAGCCCACAAUUUCCGCAAGAGAAUAAUAGUGAUUCUAGAAUUUCAAUCUUGGAUUAUUCUCGCGAAAGGGAAGAACUGAGAUUACGUUGUCAAGAGAAAAAAUUGCAAAGACAAGUGGAUGUUAUCAGAGGUGCUCUCAACGAAUUAGGCUGUGAGGAAUUACCGUCAGGUUGCGAUCUUUCUAUGGAAGGUUCUUUCACUGAAUCGUCUACAAUUAACAAAAGGAACACAGUCGCAGACAGUGGUUUGUUCACACUAAGAAGAAAUCAGCGAUUUAUAACAAUGUUAAAAUCACCUUUCAAAUCUUUGCCAGCAAUUACCGAUUCGAAAAACGGAGUGAUUAGAGCAAAUAGUGAGGGGCCUACGAUCAAAGCAGACAAUAAUAUCCCCCCCGUUGCACCAUUGCGUGUAACUUCGCAUUUAACUAACAAUCAAAAAACUAAUGGGAACGGCGGUCUCACGGAAGAGGAAUGGUUCCACGGGGUCCUACCGCGAGAAGAAGUUGUACGAUUACUCGUCAACGAAGGAGAUUUUUUAGUACGCGAAACGAUGAGGAAUGACGAGUGUCAAAUAGUUUUGUCCGUUUGCUGGGACGGACACAAGCAUUUUAUCGUGCAGACCACGCCAGAGGGGCACUACAGAUUCGAGGGACCUACGUUCCCGUCCAUUCAAGAAUUGAUCAAGCAUCAAUGGUUGUCUGGCUUGCCGGUGACUAGUCGAUCUGGUGCUAUUCUGAAGACGCCGAUCCUGCGCGAGCGGUGGGAGCUCAAUAACGAUGAUGUCAUCCUUUUGGAGAAAAUAGGCCGAGGGAAUUUCGGCGAUGUUUAUAAAGCACAACUGAAGACUGGCAAGACCGAGGUGGCGGUGAAAACAUGCAAGGUGACUCUGCCGGACGAGCAGAAGCGCAAGUUUCUACAAGAGGGGAGAAUAUUGAAGCAGUACGAUCAUCCGAACAUAGUCAAAUUGAUCGGUAUCUGCGUGCAGAAGCAGCCGAUCAUGAUCGUGAUGGAACUGGUACCUGGUGGUUCGUUACUUACCUAUUUACGGAAGAACGCUGGUACGAUAACGCAGCGGGAGCAACUGCGUAUGUGUAAGGACGCCGCAGCUGGAAUGAGCUACCUGGAAUCGAAAUAUUGCAUCCAUAGAGAUUUAGCCGCUCGCAAUUGCCUCGUGGGAUACGAAUGCAUAGUCAAAAUCUCCGACUUUGGGAUGUCCAGAGAGGAGGAAGAGUACAUAGUUUCGGAUGGCAUGAAACAGAUUCCUAUCAAGUGGACCGCGCCGGAGGCCUUGAAUUUUGGUAAAUACACGUCGCUUUGCGACAUAUGGAGUUACGGAAUUCUGAUAUGGGAGAUAUUCUCCAAAGGCGGUAAUCCGUACAGCGGAAUGUCCAACUCGCAGGCACGUGAAAAGAUAGACGCAGGAUAUCGAAUGCCAGCUCCGGACGAGACACCCGAAGAGAUAUAUCGAUUAAUGCUACGGUGUUGGGAAUACGAGCCGGAGAAACGGCCACAUUUCGAGCAGAUAUACACCGUGGUCGAGACAUUAUCUCAAGCGUAUCUAUAAGUAUUAUGUUGAGAGUAUUUUACAGACACGAAACAGUAUAAAUUGUUGCUCUAGCUUCUUGACAUUUAUUUUGUACAUUUGCAUGUUCCGAAAUCCUAAUGAUAAUGGAUGUAUAAAAGGAUAUUGGAGCUUUACGACUUAUAUAAAAUGCUCGCAACCAAAUCAUAUUUUAUCCCAUCAAUACGUAUCUACAUACAUUUGUUGUACAUACCAGUUUGAAACGCGUACUGCUGAUUGCCAUUAUGCCGUUGCGAAAUAGCGCCAACGUGAAUGCCAUUGUCUUACAUUUUGCCGAUUUCUUUAGAAAUUAUUCUAUUUCUCCGUCCAUACAAUUCAAUUCGCCGUGAUGCUAUUCUCCGCUCCCUCUUAUAGUAUUUGAACAUAAAUAUUUUUUUUAUUGUUAUGUAUUUGUAUGACGUAACGUGUAGGCUUUAUUUAUUUAUUCAGCUCUAUCGUCAUCAUUUAUAUCUUUUUCCUUAACAUUUUAUGUGUACAUCUUAGGAUACGUACGAUAUGAUGCAACAACGAGCGUCAUACGUGUAUUAAAUUUUAUAGUCACAUUAUUGUUCGAUUAUAUCUUGUACUUGUGUAUUUAUUGUAAAUUUGUCAUUUUUCACAGAAAUCAGAAACAUAGUGAAAACAUCAAAGAUCUUGUACAUAUAAAGUAUACGCAACUAUGAUUCUAUAAAUUUUGUAAUUUUUAUUAGCAAGGAAUUUCCUUUCCCAGCAUUUUAUAUUUUAAUACAAUCUGAACACAUUUAAACAGCAAUACAUUUAUUUAAUACUUCCUGGUCAAUUAUCAAGAUUGUUACAUAUUCAAUUAUAAAUACUAAAAUCAAUAAUUAUACUUGUAUAAAUUAAAUCCAAUUUCAUAAGUAUAUUUGUAAUACUUUUGAGUAUUGAGAUCGAUUGAAUAUUAUUGAUAUAUACUUAAUAUCAAUUUCAAUCGAUAUUGUAAACUUCUCUUGUAUGUGUAUACAAACACAUGCAGAAUAGGAAUUGAAUAACCCACGAAUGCUGAAAGAUUUGUAGCAUAGAAUCUCACUGGACGAAAAUAUGAGAGAAAAAGCUAUGUUACUGAUUUUAAGUCUUCUGAGAAUACUCUUCUUAUAUAAACUGUUGAAAGAAGAAGCUAGAAUUAAGAAUCAUGUAAUCUAAUAUCUCGAGUGUAAGACCUUUCCUCUAACGAUAAUCUUAUGUUCAUUAUCGCUGUGCAAUAUACAAUUAAGUUGUAAAUAAAAGUUAGACACGUAUUUUUUACUCUUAAUGUA